UUGGAGUCCGGGCAUGGCCCGGAGCCGACUGGCUCUGUUGCUGCCCCCUCUUGUACUCCUAGGUCUGGUGUCGCCUACUCAGAUCAACCCGGACUACCAGUACUUUGGCCAGCAGGGUACCGGUGACACCUGGGAGCUGCUGAGGUUGCAGCGACAAAAGGUAGUGGAACACUCAGUCCUAGGCCCGUGGGGAAAGUGGCGUUGCUUCUGCAAUCUGGGCAAACAGGAACGCAGUCGUCAGGUGGUGGGCACAGCACCAGUCCCUGUGUUCAUGGACCGAGAGAACCUGGUACAGUUGAGGCCGUGUCGGCAGCAGGAUUGUUCAUUCUGCAGCCCGAUGGACUGCGACUGGAGGGCCUGA
Molecule: messenger RNA, 361 nt
Organism: Acomys russatus (golden spiny mouse)
Lineage: Eukaryota; Metazoa; Chordata; Mammalia; Rodentia; Muridae
Gene: Thsd8
Product: thrombospondin type 1 domain containing 8
Exons: 2
Coding region: 14-361 (115 amino acids)
Source: RefSeq, a predicted model, not a curated record